GUCACGCACUGUGGCGCCCUCCCCCAUAUACCGGUGGAGAAAUUGAUGCUUCUCAGAGCGGGGCUGGACGGUGCAUGUCUGUGCAUGUCAGACUGGAGACGGCAGGCUGUCUGUUUGACGCUGGCAGUUGAGUAUCUCUUCAUUGGCUGCGUUCUCUCAUUUGGGUUCAUAGAAACCGACUGUUUCCAACAUCUCUGUCCUCAUCACCUGGAAUUCACAUCUGUUACUCUGUCAAGUAAAGGGAAUGUUCCUGGUACUCCAGCCGUAGCGUGCACUGAAGUCUGCAGCGAGAUGGGCUCAGAGGAGCACAGUUCAGCCAUGUCGCAGAAGAUGUCACGCAGCAACAGCAGCUCCUCGUCCAAACUCGACAGCCGCCAGGACAGCUGGGAAAUAGUGGAGGGUCUGCGUGGAGGCUUCAGCAAUGUCCUGGAGCCCCAGAAACAGGAGGGCUACAUGUUAAAGAGGAGGAAGUGGCCCAUGAAGGGCUGGCAUAAGAGAUAUUUCUUCCUGGACAAAGGCAUCCUGAAGUAUGGCAAGUGCAGUGCAGAUAUUGAGAAAGGGAAACUGCAUGGCUGCAUUGAUGUGGGUCUCUCAGUCAUGGCCAUUAAGAAGAAAGCCAAGUGCAUCGAUCUUGAUGCUGAGGAAAACAUCUAUCACCUGAAGAUUAAGUCACAUGAGCUGUUUGAUGAAUGGGUUUCCAAGCUGCGUCACCAUCGGCUCUAUCGGCAAAAUGAGAUUGCCAUGUACCCUACUGAGAAGUCCUUCUACUAUCCCCACUACCCCUCCCCCAACUCACCGAGCAUGGCGGAGACUGCCUCUAUCAGAAAGUGCAUGUCUAUACGAAGGCAGUCCACAGUGCAUUCUGCAGGAGCCUUCCCUGUAAGCUGCAACAGCCAGGCCAAAGUAGCUGCCUGGCUCCAGUCGUCUGAUGACAUGGACAAGUGCUCCAAAGACUUGUCAGUCUGUGAAUCCUACCUGCUCGACCUCAACCACCUGCUUCAGAGUAUGGAAGUCCUGCACCGUACCUAUUCUGCUCCAUCUAUCCAAGCACUGCAGGCAGCUACAUUUGACAGCCCCAAGAAGGAAAAGAGACUACCAAAGAAAUGGCGCUGUAAAAACUACAACAAAGAUGUCAAAACAACUCUGCAGGUACCCAGCUGCAUCUCCUCUGGCUCUAUCCGCCUGCACGCUUCUAACCCUAACCUCUCCACCGCUGCACUCGCCAAUGAUAAGGCUGACACUGAAUCCCUGGAUUCCACUUUUGACGUGGCCAAGCUUCAAGAGGACUUCUGCCGUGUUGCCACCAACUUACAUGCAACCAUGAAGACAGCCCUGAGUUCACUAACAUCUGAGAGAGAGAGAUUAAAACAAUGCUUGGACCACGAAACAAUUCCCCCUACAUCACCGCAGGUUGUCGGUUUGAAGAACACGUUGGCAACAGCUUUAGCCCAGAACUCUGAGCUGAGAGAGCGCCUGCGCAAGAUACACGCAGAGUCCCACAUCAUAGAGCCCACACUAAUAAAUCUCACUGCCCCUGUGCAGAAACAGGACUCUGUUGAUGAAUCCCGUCCCCUCGUACACCAAGUGUCCAAUGAGAGCAGAGCUUCAAUCACAGAGUCUUUGUCCGAGUUCUUCGAUGCACAGGAAGUUCUGCUGUCCGCUAGUUCCUCUGAAAAUGAGGUAUCAGAGGAUGACUCUUAUAUUAGUGACAUUAGUGACAACAUUUCCAUGGACAACUUCAGCAACGAGACAGAAACUGAGAGACCAAAUUCAGGCUCUGUCCUUUGUCAGCACAGAUCCUGCCUGCCCUCGCCCAGCCCCAACAACAGCACCAUCAGCUUGUGGAACAUUCUCAGAAACAACAUAGGCAAAGACCUGUCCAAAGUGGCGAUGCCUGUGCAACUUAAUGAGCCGCUCAACACCCUGCAGAGACUGUGUGAGGAGCUGGAGUACAGUGAGCUGCUCGACAAGGCUGCUAACACACAGGAUCCUUUUGAACGUAUGGUAUACGUAGCUACGUUUGUUGUAUCAGGCUAUGCAUCCAGCUACUACAGAACUGGGGGAAAGCCUUUCAACCCUGUCCUGGGGGAGACAUACGAAUGUGACCGGCCAGAUAAAGGCUUGCGAUUUGUUGCAGAGCAGGUCAGUCAUCACCCACCGAUCUCAGCUUGCCACGCAGAGUCUAAAAACUUCAUCUUCUGGCAAGAUGUGAGGUGUAAGAACAAGUUCUGGGGGAAGUCAAUGGAGAUUGUUCCUGUUGGUACCACUCAUGUAACUCUGCCGGGAUUUGGAGACCACUAUGAGUGGAACAAGGUGACGUCCUGCAUCCACAACAUUCUCAGUGGACAACGCUGGAUUGAGCACUAUGGGGAGAUCUCCAUCAGAAACUCCAGCAGUGAUAUUUGUCAGUGCAAGAUCACUUUUGUUAAGGCCAAAUACUGGAAUUCAAGUGUGAAUGAGGUGGAGGGAGCUAUCACAGAUAAUAAAGGGAAGGUCAUCCACAAACUCUUUGGAAAGUGGCAGGAAGCAGUUUUCUGUGGAGACCCACCCUCAGCCACGUGCAUCUGGAGAGCAAAUGCAAUGCCAGUAGACCUUGAGCAGUACUAUGGUUUCACCAAGUUUGCUAUUGAACUGAACGAGCUGGAUCCAUCCCUGAAACUGCUGCUACCACCCACAGACACUAGACUACGUGUGGACCAAAGACUGCUGGAGGAGGGGAACUUGGAGGCUGCAGAGGAGCAGAAGCAGAGGAUUGAACAGCUGCAGAGAGAGAGACGGAGGGUCCUGGAGGACGCAACACAUCAACCUAAAUUCUUCAGGAGGUCAAAGGAUGAUACCUGGGUGAGCAACAACACAUACUGGGAGCUGAGGAAGGACCCUGGCUUCACCCAAAUAGAUUUCCCUACGCUGUGGUGACCCCUGAACUGCAGAACUCACAACAUUUCGACCUGCACAGGCUCUACUGUAAUCCAGGCUGGGUUGUUGUGAUAUCCCAGCCUUACCAUCCACAUUCAGUGCAGUUCAUCAAAGUUAAUGCCUUAAUAGCAAGUGCUUAUGUAAGUUGUGAUAAAAUGUUUAUGCAAACAUAUGAUAUGAAUGUUGAUAGAUUUAGGCCCAUGUUUUCACGUGGAUAUGUUACACUGUAUCACCAAAACUGAGACAAUGAAAACUACUUGGUAUAAUCCUUUUCAUAACUUGUCUACACUAGCUUAAAAUGUAUUGAACAAACGGGUCACUUUAGCUGUCGUCUUAUCAUGGACAUUCUCUACCUCUGAGAUCAUCUAGCCUUGAUAUGCCAUUGAUGAAGUGUACAUAUCCGAUAUUUAUUCUGCACCUGCCCGAUGCCUUACUCGUACUCAUAUUGUUUAAUUUAUUUUUGUUGCAUCUCUGAGAUCUUUUAUUUUAAAUGUAUGUUUUGUAAGGACCAAACUAGAAUUGUUCAAACAAUCUUUAAAUCCUUACUCAGCUUUUCUUUCUGUCUCAUGAAAUUAAUAACUGCUUUUUGCUAUGACUGUGUGAAUGAUUGUGCAACUAUGAGCAGCAGUAGCAACAUUUUUCACUCUAUCAAUUGCACCAUUGUCUACCUGGACCCUGGGCUUUGGGACCAAAAGCUUCCAAAACUAUGCUCCAUGAGCUCAAAUAAAAUCUCUGAUGCUUUAUU
Messenger RNA from Sander lucioperca (pikeperch), 3661 nucleotides. RefSeq names its product oxysterol binding protein-like 3b (gene osbpl3b). Gene Ontology annotation, molecular function: cholesterol binding. Gene Ontology annotation, cellular component: plasma membrane; cytosol; intracellular membrane-bounded organelle. The record is from RefSeq and is a predicted model, not a curated record. Bases 46 to 2916 code for a protein of 956 amino acids. Lineage: Eukaryota; Metazoa; Chordata; Actinopteri; Perciformes; Percidae. The transcript has 23 exons.